UCGCCGUGUGCGUGGAGGUGCCCUCCGAGACCAAGGCCGUGCAGGGCGAGCCCAUGAAGCUGCGCUGCAUCUCCUGCAUGAAGCGGGAGGAGGUGGAGGCCUCCACGGUGGUGGAGUGGUUCUACAGGCCCGAGGGCGGUAAAGACUUCCUCAUCUUCGAGUACCGCAAUGGCCGCCAGGAGGUGGAGAGCCCGUUCCAGGGGCGGCUGCAGUGGGAGGGCAGCAAGGACCUGCAGGACGUCUCCAUCACGGUGCUCAACGUCUCCCUCGACGACGCGGGGCUCUACACCUGCAACGUCUCCCGCGAGUUCGAGUUCGAGGCGCACCGGCCCUUGGUGAAGACCACGCGGCUGAUCCCCCUGCAGGUCACCGAGGAAGCCGGAGAGGACUUCACCUCCGUGGUCUCGGAAAUCAUGAUGUACAUCCUGCUGGUCUUCCUCACCCUGUGGCUGCUCAUCGAGAUGAUCUACUGCUACAGAAAGGUCUCGAAGGCCGAGGAGGCAGCCCAGGAGAACGCGUCUGACUACCUGGCCAUCCCGUCGGAGAACAAGGAGAAUGCCGCAGUCCCCGUGGAGGAAUAGGGCCGCGGUGGCUCAGGUGGCCUCCACAGCCAAGGACUAGACGCCCCAGGUUGGUGACGUGC
Molecule: messenger RNA, 643 nt
Organism: Perognathus longimembris pacificus (Pacific pocket mouse)
Lineage: Eukaryota; Metazoa; Chordata; Mammalia; Rodentia; Heteromyidae
Gene: Scn3b
Product: sodium voltage-gated channel beta subunit 3
Exons: 5
Coding region: 54-581 (175 amino acids)
Biological process (GO): ventricular cardiac muscle cell action potential; regulation of heart rate by cardiac conduction; sodium ion transport
Cellular component (GO): voltage-gated sodium channel complex
Molecular function (GO): sodium channel regulator activity
Source: RefSeq, a predicted model, not a curated record